Messenger RNA from Mytilus trossulus (common blue mussel), 726 nucleotides. Its product is annotated as BTB/POZ domain-containing protein 6-A-like. Gene Ontology annotation, molecular function: protein binding. The transcript is spliced from 2 exons. Gene Ontology annotation, cellular component: cytosol. NCBI's taxonomy places the organism in Eukaryota, Metazoa, Mollusca, Bivalvia, Mytilida, Mytilidae. Gene Ontology annotation, biological process: neurogenesis. The record is from RefSeq and is a predicted model, not a curated record. Bases 16 to 726 code for a protein of 236 amino acids.
AGCAAUAUACCACUCAUGGUUAAAGAAGAAAGAAGUAUGGAGACUAUAGUCUAUAAAUUAGACCAAAUAUGUCUGACAGAGGAAAUGGCGGAUGUGUUCUUCUCAUUUAAACUUGCAAAAAUAGCAGUCAUACCUGCUCAUAAAAUGAUCCUAGCUUUGAGAAGUCCUGUUUUCAAGGCCAUGUUCUUUGGUAGCUUUCCACAAAGAGGAGGGGAUAUAAGGAUCGAAGAUAUCGACUUGAAUACAUUUAGAAUAGUAAUGAAAUAUCUAUAUACCGAUCAUCUCCAGCUAAGCAAAGAUUCCGUUAUUCCUGUAUUGUAUGCCGCACAGAAAUAUCAGAUCGCCGGUUUAAUCUCAAAAUGUGAGAAUUAUCUACAAACUAGUUUAGCUGUUCACAACGCAUGUACACUUUUCAGUCAUGCAAAGUUUUUCACAAUGGAUAAACUUAAAACAAACGCACUUAAAUUUAUAGCCGACAAUGCGAUGGAGGUGUUUAAAAAUGAUGAUUUCCUUUUGUUGUCAUCAGAAAAUCUAGUUGAUAUCAUUAAGCUUGAUUCACUUUGUGUACCAGAAGUAGACGUAUUCCGUGCUGUUCUUAGUUGGGUGGAUCUUAAAUUGACUCAAUCCAAAAUCAAAAUCGACGGAGAAUCAAGAAGAGACGGUCUUUUUAUGUCAUGUGACAAAUGGAGGACGGCAGUGUUUUUUCAUGAGAGAAAGAAAAUGUGA